Molecule: messenger RNA, 1113 nt
Organism: Diuraphis noxia (Russian wheat aphid)
Lineage: Eukaryota; Metazoa; Arthropoda; Insecta; Hemiptera; Aphididae
Product: choline-phosphate cytidylyltransferase A-like
Biological process (GO): CDP-choline pathway
Molecular function (GO): phosphatidylcholine binding; choline-phosphate cytidylyltransferase activity
Source: RefSeq, a predicted model, not a curated record
UAACAUUUUUUAUUUGCAGCUCCUCGAAGAAUAAGGGUAUAUGCAGAUGGUGUAUAUGAUAUGUUCCAUCAAGGACACGCUAGACAGUUAAUGCAAGCGAAAACUGUAUUCCAAAAUGUUUACUUGAUUGUUGGAGUAUGCAGUGACAAAGUCACACAUACUUUUAAAGGUAAGACUGUAAUGACCGAUGAAGAAAGGUAUGAAGCUGUUAGACAUUGCCGUUAUAUAGAUGAAGUUCUUAAAGAUGCACCAUGGGAAACCAAUGAUCAAUUUUUAAUAGAUAAUAAAAUUGAUUUUGUUGCUCAUGAUGAUAUACCUUACAUAAAUGAAGAUGGUCAAGAUAUUUAUGGAGGACUUAAAGAAAAAGGUAUGUUUGUAGGCACUCAAAGGACUGAGGGUGUAUCAACGUCAGAUGUUAUUUCUCGAAUUGUGCGGGAUUAUGAUAUGUAUGUUAGACGUAAUCUUCAACGUGGGUACAGUGCCAAAGAUUUAAAUGUAUCUUAUUUAAAGGAAAAAAAGUUUAAACUCCAAAACAAAAUGGAAGAACUUAAAGAUCGCAGUAAACGUGUAAUGGGAACUAUUGGUGAAAAAAAAGUAGACAUGCUGCAACGAUGGGAAGAAAGAUCAAGAGACUUUAUUGUUUCAUUCUUGUUGUUGUUUGGCCGAGAUGGACCAAUUUCACAUUUUUGGAAAGAUAGUAAAGGUAAAUUGUUACAAGCAUUUUCACCACCUGGUAGUCCUACUCCAAGUGGACGUAACACUCCYGAUUCAACUAGUUCGUCUGAAGAAAACUUAAGGUCUCCGCCUAGAAAAUCUAGUAGAACUAAACGUUAUUUGGAUGAUGAUGGCGACGACGAUGAUGAUGAAGAAGAAGAGGAAGAUGACUUAUUAAGUAGAUACAAUUACAUAAAUGGUGAAAAAAGCUCCAAUUCCUAGUUGAAAAGAAUGUUUAUAAAUCACAUUAAAAAAACCUAUUAGUUAAAUAUAUUUAAUUAUAAUGCACAAAUAAAUAAUCAUUAUUGUUAGAGUAAAAUUAACAGUAAAAACAUGUUUGGUAAUUAAUAUUCUUCUAUGAUUGUUUUAUAAACAAUAUAAACAUUUUAUGCAUAUUUA